Messenger RNA from Trypanosoma conorhini, 2781 nucleotides. Its product is annotated as putative C-terminal motor kinesin. Gene Ontology annotation, biological process: microtubule-based movement. The record is from RefSeq and is a predicted model, not a curated record. Gene Ontology annotation, molecular function: microtubule motor activity; microtubule binding; ATP binding. Bases 1 to 2781 code for a protein of 926 amino acids. Lineage: Eukaryota; Euglenozoa; Kinetoplastea; Trypanosomatida; Trypanosomatidae. The transcript has a single exon. Gene Ontology annotation, cellular component: microtubule; kinesin complex.
AUGAGUUCCAUGCCGUCGCAUGUGUGCAUCGUUGUCCGCACGAGGCCCACGGACUUCCUCGCGGACAACCUCACCAUCCUGCCAGGGGGGACGCUGUACAUCACGCGACGGGCAGCUGCAGGAGGCGUGGGGGAGACCGCGACCGCGUCCCAGGCACCGGAUAAGUUGUCGUUCGCCUUUGACGCGGUGCUGCACAACGCCUCGCAGGAGGCCGUGUUCGAGGCGACCACCUCCGACCUUGUGGACUCGGCGCUGCAGGGCUUCAACUGCACGCUGCUCUGCUACGGCCAGAGCGGCUCCGGCAAGACCUACACGCUGUUCGGUGGCAACACCUACCCCACGCGGGGCUGUGUCCCGCGCGCGGUGCAGGCCAUGUUUGAGACCGUCGCGUCCUCCGCGGACCACGAGUUUAAGCUGAGCCUCUCCUUCGUGGAGGUGCACGGGGACCAGCUCUUCGACCUGCUGGGAAAAGGGCCGCUCCCGUCCCCGCGGGCCGGCGGCAAGCCGAAGGCCGCCAGCAAAGUCGCCGUGACGCUCACCGCCGACGGCGAGGUGGCGCUGCGCGGGGUGGAGGUGCGGCAAUGCGCCAACGAGGCUGAGGCACUGGCGGCCGUCUUUGAGGGCAUGCAGCGGCGCACGAGCAGCGCGAACGCGGCCAACCCGCAGAGCUCGCACUCGCACGCGGUGCUGACGUUUUACAUGGUGAGCAAGAGCCUCGUGGACAGCGACGCCCUCGUCCACCACUCGCGGUUGAACUUUGUGGAUUUGGCCGGCACGGGGCGACCCAACGCGGUGACGGACGAGGGUGCGAGGCGAGAGGCAAAGCUCGUUAACCGCUCCCUGAUGAUGUUUGAGCAGGUCAUUCUCGCCCUCUCGGGCCCCCACUCGCGCCACGUGCCGUACCGCCAAAGCAAACUCACCAUGUUGCUGAAGGGCUCCAUCGGGGGCACCAGCCGGACGACGCUCAUUGCCAACAUAUGGCCCGAGGAGCGCCACACCGAGUCCACCGUGGCAACGUUAAACUUUGCCAAGCGCCUGGUGCGGAUUGAGUCCAACCCCGCCGUGCACGCCUCCAUGGACCCGGAGGCGCACGUCAAGAUGCUCCAGAAGCAGGUGGUCAGCCUAAAGUCCGAGUUACGCAUGCAAGAUCAACUGGCCGGGCGGGAGGCGUUCUCUACCGCGCCCCUGGACGGCGACGAAAUGCAGGCCGCGCGGGAGCGUGUCAUGGAGUUUCUGGACGGAACCUCCCCGCAGGUGCAAGUGAGCUCUGUGCGGGAAAUGCAUGCCUGCUUUCUGGCCUUCAAGACCAUCCUCGGCGAGCGCGAGGCACAACUGAGGGAGUCGGGGCAGCAGCAGACGACACCGCCACGCCCGUGUAGUACGGCGAGCAAUAGGAGCAUCACGAGGCCAAAACUGAGCUCAAGGCGGCAGGGCUCGAACGAUGCAAAGGAGCCGACCAAGUUUGUGGCUAGCGUCGAGGAUGCCGCGGCUGGAGUGGGCAUGGGCACGACAACUCGACCAAGCGCCGUGAUUCGGGACAUUUUUUUCCAUCGGCAGCGCAGCCCCUCCAGUAUGCUUCCAGCGACGCAGGCUGCAGGGAAGGAGCGGGGCGUCGACGCACAUGCCCCUGCUGCAGCCGUCACAGCCCCGCCCACGCCCGUCCCCACGCCCAUCCUCGCAACAACAACAGCGACGGCAUCGGCAUCGGCAUCGGCAUCGGCGGCAGUCAUGGCCCCCACGGCCCGGCGCAGCUCUACAUCCAUGGACGCGGCAUUUGCCGUGCGCCCCAGUGUGUCCCCCAGCUCCCGUGUCCAGAUGGCAGCGUUGCUGCCCACGGAUGGAGAGCCGUUGAAGACGCAGCCCUGCACACAACGCCCCUCCACGAGUCCCCUGACGGAGAGACAAGACGCGGGCCUCCCGCCGCUUGAGGGCCAUACCGCCACAACGGGCGUGCCACUUCCGAAGUUCUUGGGGCGGCAGCACAACGUGAUCCGUGACAGACGCACGGCGUUUGAGGCGUACAAGCGGACAGGCGCCGGCACCUGCCAGUUGGGGACCAUAGACGAAGCCCGAAACCUUUUGGCAGAUAAGAAUGAGACGAUAAUGCAGCUCCAAAAACGAUUGAAUGAGCUUCAGGAGAAUAUGGAGGCAAGCAAGAAAAGUGAGCAGCUUUCUACCACCGCGGUGGAAGAGCGGGUGAUGGCGCGGUGGGCGCCCACAGAGGCGAGACGCAUGUCCCCCGUCUUGUUGGACGGCAGUCGCAGCGGCCAUGAGAACAAUGUGAGCUCCGCUGGCACGCCUUCCGCGACGGACGAAGAAAAACUGUCCCACAUGACGUUAGAGGAAAGGAAGGCCCUUUUCAACGUCACGAGCAACGCACUGAAGCGGGCAACGAUUGAGCGUGCGCAUCUUGCGAAGCAGCUCAACCGCCACUGUGAGGCUUUCAUGAACAACUUCCAGUACUGGCACCAGUCCCAGCUCCAGGCAAUGCUGCCGGCGCAGGUGGAAAAGACGCCGGCGGUGGUGGCGCUAGUGCCUGCAGCGACGGUGGGGGCUGCGGCGACGGUGGGGGCUGCGGCGACGGAUGCGGACGCCCGACGCUCGCCGAGGACCGUCAACCCGCCAGCCACAAGCGCCUCGUGCGCCGCACUUGUGGAGGGUGACCCGCGGGCCGUGGACGCCGCUGAGCGCUCCGAGGCGCAGGAGGCGCAGCUCCCGGAGAGCGCGGCCUUCUACGCGGCACAGAGGCUCGUGCGGAGGGGGAUGCGGCCGCUUGAGUGA